AACGUGUAAUUGAAUUAAGCAAAAAAAGUCACUCAACUGCUUCCAAUUUAUUUGAAAAAGACGCCGACAGAAAGAGAGAGGAAACUGAUUUUGUACCAGAGCUUCAACUUGGUCUUCAAUGGAGUCAUCGAUCACGGAUCCUUCUCUUCAUUCCUUUCUGCGAUUCUCUUCUUCUUCUUCUUCUGGGGAACCCGGCGCCAUGAGUAAGGGGGUUUAUACGGUCUUCGAUUACGAUUCUCAUUUCUUUUAGCGUUGAAGACCAUCAAGGUUCUCCAGAGGAAUAAUCUCCAUCACUCACACGCCUCUGUGGACCCUCACAAGGUUAGUUUAUUCGCCAUAACCGGCUUUCUCGCAAUCAGAAUUUCAGAGGAUAAGAAGAUGGUUGACAAGGAAUUUUUCACCGAAUAUGGUGAAGCUACUCAGUAUGAAAUUGAAGAAGUUAUAGGCAAAGGGAGCUAUGGGGUUGUUGCAUCUGCCAUAGACACUCACUCUGGCGAGAAAGUUGCCAUCAAGAAGAUAAAUAAUGUCUUCGAGCACGUUUCGGAUGCUACACGGAUUCUUAGAGAAAUUAAGCUCCUCCGUUUUCUCCGGCAUCCUGAUAUUGUUGACAUAAAACAUAUAAUACUCCCUCCUUCCAGAAGGGAGUUCAAAGAUUUGUACAUUGUUUUUGAGUUGAUGGAGUCUGACCUUCAUCAUGUACUCAAAGCUAAUGAUGAUCUCACCCCUCAACAUCAUCAAUUUUUCUUGUAUCAACUUCUUAGAGCCUUGAAGUAUAUACAUUCAGCACAUGUGUUCCAUAGAGAUUUGAAGCCAAAGAAUAUACUUGCCAAUGCAGACUGCAAACUGAAGAUCUGUGACUUUGGGCUUGCUCGUGCAUCUUUUACUGAUGCCCCAUCUGCUAUUUUUUGGACUGAUUAUGUGGCUACUCGAUGGUACCGUGCUCCUGAACUCUGUGGCUCCUUUUUCUCAAAGUAUACACCAGCUAUUGAUAUUUGGAGCAUAGGAUGUAUAUUCGCUGAAAUGUUGGCAGGCAAGCCAUUGUUUCCUGGGAAUAGUGUUGUGCAUGAGCUGGAUCUAAUAACUGAUUUACUUGGUACUCCUUCGGCUGAAUGCAUUGCUAAGAUUCGUAAUGAAAAGGCUAAAAGAUACUUGAAUAGCAUGAAAAAAAAGCACCCUAUUCCUCUGUCAAGAAAGUUCCCUAAUGCAGAUCCACUAGCUCUUCAUUUACUUGAGCGUCUGCUUGCAUUUGAUCCUGAGGAUCGUCCUUCUGCUGAGGAGGCAUUAGCUGAUCCAUAUUUCCAUGGGCUUGCAAAUGUGGAGGAUGAACCAUCGAGGCAACCCAUUUCAAAACUUGAGUUUGAGUUUGAAAGGAGAAAGUUAACCAAAAAUGAUGUCAGAGAGCUUAUUUAUAGAGAAAUUUUAGAGUAUCAUCCUCAAAUGCUACAGGAAUACCUUCAAGGUUCUGAGAGUCACUUCUUGUAUCCCAGUGGAAUUGAUCAAUUCAAGCGUCAAUUUGAUCAUCUGGAGGAACACUCUGGUAAAGGUGAGAGAGGCAGUCCGCUCCUGAGGAAGUAUGUCUCCUUGCCUAGGGAGCGAAUCUGUACACCAAGAGAUGAAGAUGAUGAUAAUUGUAAAACAGAACAGAAUGCAACUUCAGCUGAACCUGCAGCGCAUCAAAGCACUCCUGGACCUGGUUAUUCAUUAACUGCUCUGAAUGGUUCUGUUCAAGUAGACUGCAGCAAUUACAACCUGUUGAGGAGUGCAAGUAUUAGUUGCUCAAAAUGGGUGGAUUAAUUGCAAAGGUUGCACGGUAAGUACACUGACUCUACAAAAAGAAUCCGGAGGGUUUUUGGGGGGUGGCGGGGUGGAUCUUUUAUUGAAAACCUAUGCUCGUCAAUCACUUGAAUCAUUUGUGUAUUCGUAUAAUGUGUCUUAAACCAAAGCAACAGAGAAAAAUUAAUAAUCAUAAGUUAAGGGUGAGAAGGCUUGUGCUUAUUGUCUUAAGGGGAGUUAUGAUUCCACUGCACUAAGAAAACCUACACUUCUCUUCCGAGACACAACCCUCCAAGAAAAAAAAAGCAAAAAAGAAAGAAACCUUGCUUGCUGCUAAGCUUUCUCGCAAAUUUCGUACGGUUUGUAUGCUCAAUGAAAGGACCUGUGGAAAGUUAAUUAUGCUCACUGGAGUUGACAAAGCUCUCUGUAAGGGUCACUCUAUUUUUCUCAAACUAUUUUCUUCAGAAAAGGUGUUCUACAAGAGGUAGCUUUCAGUUUUCCCGUUUGUUCAGUUUGACAAAUUUGAAAUCACCGACCUCUCUAAAUAACAUCCUAGUUAUAAGGGAUGUGGAUUUUUUCCUCUCUAUGACUUUAGUGUGAACAUAAAUCAGAUUGUUCUCAAAUUAUAUGACUUGUUUGCUUUUCCUUGCAGGCAGAAAGAAUGCCAGAUUGCUAGCCUUUCUCAGAAUCUUAAAUUGUAAAAUGUCUCUCAUUCAUAUGGCUUUGAACUUGCCAUUUAACCUUUAAGCUCUCGUUCCACUUCUGGGCCAUUUUAGUUUAUCAUAACUGAUGUAUUGGUAAAGGAUAAAUGUGGACAACAUAUGCAAAGUAAGAACAAACGAUCAAAUUUAUGCUUUUUGGCUCAGCGUUUCUUCA
Messenger RNA from Cucurbita moschata (crookneck pumpkin), 2649 nucleotides. RefSeq names its product mitogen-activated protein kinase 9-like. Gene Ontology annotation, biological process: protein phosphorylation; intracellular signal transduction. The transcript is spliced from 10 exons. The record is from RefSeq and is a predicted model, not a curated record. The coding region runs from base 379 to 1794 and encodes 471 amino acids. Lineage: Eukaryota; Viridiplantae; Streptophyta; Magnoliopsida; Cucurbitales; Cucurbitaceae. Gene Ontology annotation, molecular function: MAP kinase activity; ATP binding. Gene Ontology annotation, cellular component: nucleus; cytoplasm.